CUGCGCGUGAGUCAGGGGCGCGAGAUUCCACACGUCGCCAUGGCAACCAGAGCAACGGCCUCUUAGAGCCGUUUAGAGGAUCAGCGCCGGUAAAAACCGUUAUUACCGAAACACAGCGACAGAAAACACAGUUUGAAGAGGACAGAGAGGACACAGGAGAAGACUGGUCUGAUCUCCUCUGACAAUGAAAAGUUCACAAGCAGGAGCUCAGUCCGCCAGUCAGACACUCAGAUGGAGCUUCACAGACUCACAGACACAGAUAAAGUCCAUCCUGAGUGGCAGCAUGAGCAGUCUGGACAGUGUGGACAGGAGCACAGAUGAAGCUCCCAGGAGAAACGUGACGAUUUUGGACAGAGGCAGAGACGUCACUCCUCUGAGCCUGCAUCAAGCAGAGCCAGGAUGUUUCCAGUCCGGACCAGAAAGACUCUUUCUGGAUGAACUGUUUUCCAGCUCGGGAUCAGAACACUCCAGUGGUCUCUCUUCCGGCUCAUUGGUGGGUAGCAGCCAAGGAUCCACCCUGUCACUGAAUAAGGAGAGUGAGGAUAAUAUUCCUCAAAUGGACAGACCAAUAAACCUCACAGCUCCACGAGGUUAUCAUUUAGAAUUAUCACUGCCUCCUCCUGUUGUGCCAAAGCAAGAAGACGACUUGAAACAACCUGUGACAGAGAAGAUGUUGAACGAGGAGGUAGACAUCUGCCUCACUGAGACACAUAUCAUUUCACUGUUUGAGCAACCCAACACCUUUGUGUCAGAGGAUGCUGAUGAUGCAGAAGCUCAGAAAGAGAGAAACAGUCAAUAUGCUGAGCUUUGCAAAAACAGAAUAGGCAGCCUGAAGUAUGUGGAACGGGCAAUGUUGACAAUCAAUGAAGCAACUAAAGAUAAACAGACCCAGAGUGACACGAUUGCCACGGUGGAUAAAGGCACUUAUGCUACAAUCUGGGACAUCUAUGACUCUUUCUGUGACCAAAGUGAAAAUCCAGGGAGUGUUGUGAACACCAGCCGAGAUCAAGAGACGAGUGGAGAGGAGAGAAACAUCAGCAGCACACUCUACGCAGAAGGCAGUACCAUAGAAAUAUGCAGGAACAAUUCAAACACUGAGCUCGACCCACAGCUGAUCAUGAUGUCAGAGUCAUUCCAACACAGCUUAUUAUUAAUGGAGAGGAUCAUCGUGGGAAACAUCUUUCAACCCCAGCUGGCUGCUUACAGACAGCUGCCCAUACUAGAAGACCCUGACAGGACUGAGACGCCUAAGACGGAGACACGGAGCAAGGAGUGUGAUGAGAGCUCUUCAUCUCCAGCUCUGAAACAUUUCUGGGCUUUCAGUUUUGAGCUCACAAGAAAAUGCAUCGUUACCUGCAUGACCUGGAACAAGGAGGACCCGAAUAUCCUGGCAGUGGGCUACAGUGACACCAGUGACCAGAAGCGAGGUCUAAUUUGCUGCUGGUCCCUCAAAAAUCUUAAGUGGCCGGAGCGGGUCUUCCACUGUGACAGUUGUGUGACAUCCAUGGAUUUCUCAGCCAUCAACCCCGGCCAGCUGGCUGUGGGGAUGUCCGAUAGCACUGUAGCCAUCUAUAAUGUCCACUUUCGGAACAACAGGCCGCGUAUCGGCAACAGCGGUGAAUGUACCACAAAGUCCAGGCAGCCAGUGUGGCAGGUCCAAUGGACUAAACCUGAGAUGAGCUCAUUACGGAAGACGAUGGUAGAAUCUCUCAUCUCUGUGUCAGCAGAUGGCUGGAUCACCGAGUGGUCCCUCUGCAGCAGUGGUCUUGAUGGCAGAGACCUUAUGCAGCUAAAGAGGAGUAUAAAUUUCAAGCAGACCACUGAGGCAAUGAAGAAGAAGAAAAUACUCCUGUCCACCUUAACCCCUGGACAUUGUAUUGACUUCCAUCCAGUAGAGUCCACUAACUAUCUGGUCGGUACAGAUGAGGGCCACAUCCACAAGUGUUCCUUAUUCAAUGAUCAGUAUUUCCUGGACACGUACAAAGCCCAUGUUUGCCCUGUGAACCACGUGGAAUGGUCUCCAUUUAGUGGUAAUGUGUUCCUGAGCUGCUCCUCUGACUCGUACAUCCAGCUGUGGAGCCAGGACCACUACACCCCCGUGAUGACUUUCGCAACGACCCAGAAGGUUGUGCUGGCCGUCAGGUGGUCCUUGAAGCAGUCCACAGUGUUUGCGGCCAUUUAUGGACAACAAGUGGAGAUCUGGGAUCUGAAUCAAAACAUACCCUUUACUUUUAGAGUGAAGCCAAUCAUCAUGCACCAUGCAGCGCCUGGUGUAAGGCUGACGUGCCUGCUAUUUGCCACAGACUCAGACUGCGUCUUUGUGGGGGACCAUGAUGGACAAGUGACUGUCUAUGAACUCAAGAAUCUCAGUGUGGGGGCAGGCAAGAAGGUGGACACUUUGGACGACAUUGUUCACUAUGAACUCUCCAGACAGCUUAAAGCUAGAAUGUAAAAGUUCACCUCCAUUUUCCAAAGAUGUCAAACAGGAUACCGGUAAUUUUUGUUUUUAGAGCCACUUUACAUUCGUGUUAUUGUGGUUAAGUCUCUUCACUUCAUUUUUUAUUGUAUGUUGUUCAAUACAAGUAUUGAGAAAAGUUUAAAUAAAUAUUUGAAUGAA
Larimichthys crocea (large yellow croaker) is the source of this 2617-nucleotide messenger RNA. RefSeq names its product WD repeat-containing protein 78. Gene Ontology annotation, cellular component: axonemal dynein complex. Lineage: Eukaryota; Metazoa; Chordata; Actinopteri; Sciaenidae. The transcript is spliced from 17 exons. Gene Ontology annotation, molecular function: dynein light chain binding; dynein heavy chain binding. Bases 185 to 2452 code for a protein of 755 amino acids. The record is from RefSeq and is a predicted model, not a curated record. Gene Ontology annotation, biological process: cilium movement.